Messenger RNA from Strigops habroptila (Kakapo), 6371 nucleotides. RefSeq names its product fibroblast growth factor receptor like 1 (gene FGFRL1). The transcript is spliced from 7 exons. Gene Ontology annotation, molecular function: fibroblast growth factor receptor activity; fibroblast growth factor binding. The record is from RefSeq and is a predicted model, not a curated record. Bases 375 to 1838 code for a protein of 487 amino acids. Lineage: Eukaryota; Metazoa; Chordata; Aves; Psittaciformes; Psittacidae. Gene Ontology annotation, cellular component: plasma membrane.
UGAGGAAUUCAGACAGUGUUUAGAGAGUGAGAGUUUUAGGAGGAGAACAAGGUGUAAUUAAUGUAAAACCUGAUCUACCUCGGGUUCGCGUAUCGCAGCGAAGGCAUCUUCAAGAAGCCGGGUAAUUAAGUGCGGUUUUGCUUUGGGACGCACCUCUGGAGCACACGGAAACAAGUGGGAUUUGAGGGGGGGGAGGAAGAGGAAAGGGAAAAUCGGUGUUGCUCAGAGAAGUUGCGGAGCGGAGGAAGGCGCGUACCCAGAGCGGAGCCUGUCUGAGGGGCACUGAAGCAGCAACACAAAGUUUUCUGGGCUGCUGACGGGAGAGGUCUGAGAGGACGGUAGCCUGUACGAUACGGAGGGAUCUGGUUUUCAAAAUGGAAUUGCAGUUCGCGCUCCUUUUUGCAGGGAUAAUCGCGUUCUCGGACUCAGCCAGAGGCCCCCCAAGGAUUGCGGAUAAAGUGAUUCACCGUCAGUCCGUGAGGCUAGGGAGGACCAUCAAGCUCCUGUGCCCAGUGGAGGGUGACCCCCCGCCUCUCACCAUGUGGAUGAAGGAUGGACGCACUAUUCACAGUGGCUGGACAAGGUUCCGAAUCCUUCAGCAAGGUCUGAAAAUCAAGGAGGUGGAAAGCGAAGAUGCGGGGACCUACAUCUGCAAAGCCACCAAUGGCUUUGGCAGCACCAAUGUGAACUACACCCUCAUCGUGAUUGAUGAUGCCAGCUCAGGAAAGGACAGCCAGGUACCUGAAGGCUCCAAUGGAGAAUAUGAAGAUCAUUCAGGGAAGCAAUGGGCCCGGCCCAGGUUCACACAGCCUGCCAAGAUGAGACGGAGAGUGAUUGCCCGUCCUGUCGGCAGUUCCAUCCGCCUGAAGUGCGUGGCCAGUGGGAACCCGCGGCCCGACAUCACGUGGCUGAAGGACAAUAAGCCCCUCACACCCCAAGAGAUUGGGGAGAACAAGAAGAAGAAGUGGACACUGAACCUGAAGAACCUGAAGCCAGAGGAUAGUGGGAAAUACACCUGCCGAGUGUUUAACAAAGUUGGAGAAAUCAAUGCAACGUACAAAGUUGAAGUAAUCCAGAGGACGAGGUCCAAGCCCAUCCUGACAGGGACGCACCCUGUCAACACGACGGUGGACUACGGUGGGACCACGUCCUUCCAGUGCAAAGUCCGCAGCGAUGUCAAACCCGUCAUCCAGUGGCUGAAGAGGGUGGAGUAUGGCACAGAGAGCAAGUACAACUCAACCAUCGACGUUGGGGGACAGAAGUUUGUUGUGCUGCCCACGGGGGAGGUCUGGUCCCGUCCUGAUGGCUCCUACCUGAAUAAAUUGAUGAUUACUCGAGCUAAGGAAGAAGAUGCAGGGAUGUACAUUUGCCUUGGCGCAAACACGAUGGGCUACAGCUUCCGCAGUGCUUUUCUCACAGUCCUGCCAGAUCCCAAACCUCCGAGUGCACCUGUACCCCCUUCCUCGGCCAGCAGCCUGCCGUGGCCCGUGAUCAUCGGCAUCCCUGCUGGAGCUGUCUUCAUCUUUGGGACAAUCCUCUUGUGGCUUUGCCAGACUAAGAAGAAACCCUGCUCCCCUCCAGCCGCUGCCCCCGUGCACCGGCCACAGCCUCGGGACAGGAUCUGUGUCUCCCAGGUCCCUGACAAAGACUGCAUCUCCUCCAUAAACUAUGAGGAAUAUGUUGCCCAACAGCAGCAUUUACUGUCCCAAGGGCCUGCACUUGCCCCUGCCAUGGCAUCCAAAAUGUACCCAAAGAUUUACACGGACAUCCACACCCAUACCCACUCACACGUGGAAGGCAAAGUCCAUCAGCACCAGCACAUUCAGUACCAGUGCUAAGAGGGUGGCCGUGUACAGUAGCUCGUUUGGGCUUUUCCUCGUGGUACCUCAGAAGAGACUGCUCCAAGUCAGCUCACACUGCCAGCAAUAGGCAAAGCAGACAGAAAAGAUUAUAUAUAUAAUUUUAAAUAUAUAUAUACAUAUAUAUAAUUGUAUAUGCGUGUGUAUGUGUGUAUAUAUAUGUGUAUAUAUCUAUAUCUAUCUAAAUAUAUAUAUAAUAGAGAAAGACAGAGAGAGAAAAGAGAUUUUUUUUUUGUUUUUAAUUAUUGCAAUCAGGAUGUAGCCGAGGAAUAAUGAAGGAACUCCAGAUCUCAGCAGAGAGGCAGCCAUCUCCAGCAGCAGAGCCUUCCCAGAUCUCGUCAUCAAGGUGGCAACAAGUGAGACAGGAUACAGGGACGUGAACAAUCGCCUCCUUCCUCGUGUUGCUAAAAAGAGCAAGAAGAGCAAGAGGUGACCGUGGUGCUUUUCUGGAUGGGCACUGCUGUUCCUGUGCCUGUUUCACGUCACUUGUUUUGGUGGGAAGCCCCCAGACCUUUCCCGCUCAAAGUGACUGAGGUUUAGUGCCAAAGCACCAGGAGACGUAACCAGUUCUUUUCUUCCAGGGGAAAAAUAUAACACAAGAGAACAUCUAAUUUCUAUUCACAGCGUGAAAUGCCGAAUGCUUCUGAAUCAUGGUCAUUUGGUCUGAAACACUAACCAAGCUGAUUGGCUUGAUAUCUGCAAGGUGAAUGCAUUGUGAUUCCCAUGUGGUGUUCUGCAGAUCAAACCACAAUUGCUCCAAUCCCCCAGUCCUAGGACUCAGUGCCACUGCCAGGAAAAAGGAAAGAAGGAAAGAGGAACAUUGUACAGAACACCUUUAUAUUUAUAUUUAAGAAAUAAUAAUAAUAAUAAUAAUAAUUGAACUGCUGAUGGUGAAGAAAGCAAAACACACUGUCCUCUGAUGGCUCACAGUGACAAGCUACUGGAUUUUCUACAUCAAUGCAAAACACAUGAAAACAUUAGGAAAAAAUAAAGUAAGAAACAAAGAAAAUGAAAUAAUAACCUUGUAGGAAGCAAUGAAUUUGAGAAAUAUUCACCGAGGUUGUGUGUGGUUGUCCCCUCCCUUCAGAUAACAGUUUGCAAAUGAUACAGCUUCGUUGCAGUUCAAACAACAGUAAAAACAGAAAGAAGAGAAAAUAAAUAAGGAGCAUAUUAAAUACCUUUAUGGACUGGAGAUAAAUCCAAUUGCAAAUAUAAAACCUUUGUAAUUCUAUAUAGAGUUUAAACAGAAGUCAUGUAUAUUUAAUUUAUUUUGUUAAACAAGAAAAAAAAUGUAUGAUAUUUUCCUCAAAACAGGCAUUUCUAUACGUAUUUUUGAUCAAAGAAAAUAAAGAUUUUUUUUUUUUUUUCCAGGUUCUAUAGAUACCAUGCUCAGAAUACGCUCGAUGUAGCAUGUGACCAACUGUACUUCUCCCAACCUGGAGGUCAUCUAUCUCAAUGCCUUUUUAUACUAUCCAUGUGUAAUCUCCUGACAUCAUCUCAGGUACCACUGGUGCCAUCCUUGCCAUCUGAUCUUUUCCACUGGUUAUAUUCUGGUUAUGAGGGUCUGCAGUGGCCAGAUGACUUCUCAUGAACCCCUUGUCAUCUUCAGCAGCAAAGUUCUCUGCUCACAGGGAAAUCUGUUUCCCUAUGCUUAUUUUGGGGGGGAGAGAAGGAGAUUACUUUUUUUUUUUCCAAGCACAAACUUCCAGUGGGGUUUCUUUUUAAAAGCAAAUUCUGUAAAUCAAAAUGUAAUAAUUUGUGUGCCUGUAAAAUGAACUUUGGCCUCAGGGUGCUUGGGAAGGGGGAAAUAUGAAAUGCAAGUGAAACACUUCAUUUCUAAAUGCAGCUGCUGAAGGAGCCAGUGAAAGGUGAGGUGGGUGCAGUAAGAAGAGCAUGUGGGGAGCUGCUCACACCAUCAUUCUGCUGCAAGCUAUGGAGAGGCACCCAACUCUUUAGUGGACAAAAUGUUCUUUAGAGAAGGCAGGUUCAGCAAUGCUGCAAGUGUUUACUGUUCACUUGCAUCUCACUUCAAGUGUGCUGGUAAAAAAACCCUGAAAAUAUGAAAUGUGCUAAUUUUUAAGUUUGAAAUUAUUUCCUUCUCAAAGGCUUUUCCACGAGCGGGAUCCUCAACAAACCAGCUGCUCCAUUUAAAAGUGAAACACUAUUUAAUUUGAAACAAAACAACGCUUUGCUUUUCUCUAAAUGUUUCUGAAGGUAUUUGCUCUGGGUUGACCUGCAGUGAUUUUUCUGCUGGCUUGUUUGAAUGAGCAGCAAACCAAACAGUUCCUUGUUUGCUCAGCCGCAGCGCUGUGAGAUGGGGCCCUGAUUCAGCAAAGCUCCCGAUUCACUUCACCAAUAAAUGCUGCUCCAAAAAGUCCCUUUUUUUGCCUUAGCCACCUGGGUCAGUGGCUCCAUCCCUGUCCACUGUACUGGUGCUGGCUGGAGCCAUCCAUAACUCUGGGAAAAAGGAAGAGAAGGAGAAAAAGAAGGAAAAGGAGGAGGAAGAAGUAGAGGAGGAAGAUUUUCCUACACAGAGUUUACCAACUGGCACUGUUGCAAUACAUCACUGCAUAGCACACUGCUGCUUUCCUGACUGCUGUAGUAGGAAAUCCAUGUUAUAACCUCUACAGGAAGACCAUCUUCAGGGAUGAUCUUCCUGUAGAGGUUGUAAUAAAGCAACCCAUUGCUAUGUUUGUUUAUUUUUUUCUCAGCAGGAGGGUUCAGUUACACUUUGUUAACACAAAUUUAUGAAGUUCAUAAAGGCUGAAUUUUAUGCAUCCUCUCAGCUUCAGGGAGACUUAAAUGUGAGCACUGAAGGCUCUGGAUACAAGGCAUGAUUUAGGCAGGAGUUCUUAAUGGCUCUAGCUUAUUGAGUCAUUUAAUUAAAAAAAAAAUAAAAGCCUUUAUACACUAAGUGCAUCACUUUUAUUUUAAAGAGGCAGUAAGUGGAUGUUUUCAUGGGAGAUACUGAGGGUUACAUCUCAUAUCUCAUGCCUAUGAGAAGCUACUUGCUACAUCACAGUACUUCUCAAGCUGCUGCACAUUUGAGCAGCAUUAGAGGCAUGGCAGAGGGCAGGAUUCACCUGUAAGCCUAUGGGCCUUCUCUGCUCUCUGUGCCAGUGCUGCAGAGAGAGGACUUUUCUAACACAUCCCGCUUCAAAGGUGGAGGUGAACACUGGUUUUGCAUGGUUCAGCCUUAAGCAAACCCUAAGACACACGGCACUUUUUCAGAUGGCAGCUAUGUCACUGACCCUCAGAGAGAGGGGUUUUGGGUUGAAAGAAGCAAUCCUCCAUUUUCCAUACAGCACAGUCUUCCGUGCUGAGCAUAAUGCUCUCCACCAGUACCCUUUGUGAUCCAGCUCCAUAGUGUUGUAUCACACAGCCAAAAACUUCACAUAUUACCAGAUGGCUCAACUGGAAGGAGUGUCCUCUUGCUGCCCUUUAAAGCUCCUGCCUUUAGAGACAAAUAUCUAGUGAUGCUGAUAGAGAGAUCUCCAAAGGCAAACAUUGCAGUAAACCACCCAGCAUGAACGACACAACAGCCCAGCACAGCGGCAGCUCUCAACCAUGGCACUGAGAGGACAGCUCUGGUUCUGGAUGUGCCAUAUGAAGUGAUACAGAGGUCUUGAUUUUCAGAAAGCAUGGGGGUUUCCUCCUGCCUUGCAUAACAGCUCCUUCUUUGAGCAUCUCCUCUUGGGCACCCAAAAUGGUGUGAAAUUUCCUCCUAGGAAAAUAUCAUCAUAUCCGCUGUUUAAGAGGGGCUGUAUACAUUGUUUGGACCUUGCACUGGCUUGCUGUGCCUGGGUGGGAUUUGCAUUUCUGAGGAACUAUUUUGCCUUCACAGUGUACCUGUAAGUGCUCUUAAGAGUCACUCUGUCCCAUGUCCUACUGCAUGCCAUUUAUUUUUAGGGCUUGAUUGUGCCUUGCAUGUGCUGCAAAGUCUUCCUUAGUCUAAAUAAAUUCAGCCAGGUCCUGUUUGUGUUUAAAUUCAUUUUUUCUUCAAUGGGACAAGAUUUGGACUCAUCUUCACACAUGAACAGAGUGUGUUUAAAGAAAACUAUAGUCUUGCCAUUAGCUACUGACUAUUUUGUACACAGAAGUUUUAUUUUAUAUGUAUACAUAUACAUAUAGGCAUAUAGAUGUACAUGCUGGGUUGUGAUGCAGAAGGCAGUUAUACUUUUAAAGCAAUGGGACUUCAAAGAUCAAAAGAAUUUUGGGCUUAAAACUCACCUUCUUUGUAUAUUUUAUUUGCAUUACUGAUCAAACAUGGCUUUACAUGCAAAUUUUUGAACUUUGUAUGGACAAUCUUUGUACAAUCAAUCAGCCCCUUUCAAACUGAAAACUUUUACCAGGCAUUGAAAAUAUAACGGAUUAUGUGAUUUUCAACUGGUGACAAAUAUGGUAACCGAACACAUCAAAAUGAGACAGGACAGCAGAGCGUGUCUAUGUCUGUGGCUGUGUAAUAAAAACUGCAGAAGAAAAGGAAUAAAAGCCUGGAAUUGUGUUAAUAGA